AUGCCAAAAGUAACUAAAUUAAAAGUAACUCAAAAUGUUACAUCUAAACGUAAUUUAAAUAAAAAUAAAAACGAUGAAUCACAAUCAAUUAUUACAAUUGUUGAUAAAACUGAUGAUGAAAAUUUGAAUGAAAUACAAACAAAAAAACGAAAAGCUUCAACUUCACCAAACAAGAAAGUGAAAAAGGUAGCAUCAACUAGUGAAGAUGAUAAUAUGGAAAAUACUGAAAAAAUUAGGAGUAAAAUAAAACAACCAGCUGCAAUGACAUUAAAAACAUCGGAUCGUUUAUCAUGUAAAGGAGAAAAAUCAACAUUAAAAAUUGCAUCAUGGAAUGUAAAUGGAAUUCGUGCAUGGAUAACCAGUGGUGGUUUGAAAUAUAUCGAACUAGAACAACCAGAUUUAAUCUGUUUUCAAGAAUUGAAAUGUGAUAAAGAACAAAUUCCAGUUAAAGCAACACCAACUGGUUAUAAAUCUUUUUGGCUUUCUGGUGAUCAAAAGGGAUAUGCUGGUGUAGGCUUAUUAACUAAGAUCGAUCCAAUUGAUGUUAAAUUUGGUAUUGGUAUUGCUGAACAUGAUAAUGAAGGACGUGUUAUAACAGCUGAAUAUGAUAAAUUCUAUCUUGUUGUAUCAUAUAUACCUAAUAGUGGUCGUAAACUUGUACGUUUAUCUUAUCGACAAACAUUUAAUCAAGCAUUUCAUACUUAUUUAAAAGAACUUGAUAGGAAAAAACCUGUAAUAUGGUGUGGUGAUUUAAAUGUAUCACAUCAAAGUAUUGAUUUAGCAAAUCCAAAGACUAAUACAAAAACAGCUGGUUUUACGAAAGAAGAACGAGAUGAUUUUUCAAAAAUUCUUGCUGAUGGAUUUAUUGAUUCAUUCCGCUAUCUAUAUCCUGAUAAACGCGAUGCAUAUACCUAUUGGGCAUAUUUUCAUAGUGCCCGUGACCGUAAUAUUGGUUGGAGAUUAGAUUAUUUUAUAUUAUCUCCAUCUCUUCAAGAAUCUCUAUGUGAUGUUAUUAUACAAAAUGAUGUGCAUGGGUCAGAUCAUUGUCCAAUAGUUUUAUUAUUGGCUAUUUAA
Messenger RNA from Adineta steineri, 1074 nucleotides. NCBI's taxonomy places the organism in Eukaryota, Metazoa, Rotifera, Eurotatoria, Adinetida, Adinetidae. The record is from the annotation of a GenBank genome assembly.